This is a messenger RNA of Porites lobata, 3488 nucleotides long. The record is from the annotation of a GenBank genome assembly. NCBI's taxonomy places the organism in Eukaryota, Metazoa, Cnidaria, Anthozoa, Scleractinia, Poritidae.
AUGGCUGUCGACUUGCAAUUGAUUCGUUUUUCAGAUGAUCACACAUUGGAAUCUGCCUCUCAAGUGAUGUCAGCCUUACAGUUUGAUCGGCGUAUACCGAAUGGGCGACAGUCGUACACGAAACUGUUAAAAGACCUCGGAUUCCGCAAUCAAAAUGGCGUCGCUCACAACCAGUACGUUUUUCAAGGGCAGUGCAUGAUACUAGGCGACACUAGAGUCGGCAAAACUAGCUUAAAAAAUUCUCUUAUGGGAAGACCGUUCAAUACUGAAGAACCGCGAACAAAAGGAGUGGAUAUUAGCCUGGUUGACCAUAAGUGGAAAAACUUAGAUUCCGAUAAAGGCCUCACAUUUGGAAGUUUUUAUCGAUUUGGGCAAACUUCUGUUUGUGCGGGUGCAUUGUAUGGACCUGGUGAAAUCGAAUACACUUUUAAUCAAGAAGUAACAAAUGUCGCGUCGUUUUUGUACAUUCUAAUGCGAAUAACUUGGGUUAUUUCACUUGUGUGGCAUUUGGGCUUUUCAAUAUCGUCUUUCGAUAGCCUCUGUUUAUUACGUAUCGCUUUAAAUUUGAUUCCAGACUUUUUCUUUGCCAUUGUCCUGCACUUCCAAACUUCUCAACAUCCUGGGGGUAGUAAAGUUGCUGUACUGUUUGCCAUCCUUCCACGCUUUAUGGCAGGCUUGGGCGCCACAUUCAUCUUUCUUGGGAUUCUCCGAGGCAGAGAUUGCAGCAAUCCUAAGCAUUCUUUUCCAACACUAUUCAGUGCGAGUCUCAGUCAGUUCGUCUGGGUGGUAAUGAUGUGUAAUCGUAUUUCAGUAAUCGUGCUGUCUUUUAUGGACACAUAUUUUCAAAUGUUCAGCCCUUGGUCAGAAGCGAACAAUUCAUCAUCUUUGCCAGGGCAAGUGGUACUCAACAUAAAGUCAGUGCCUUUUUUUCGACGAAUGUUUUUCCUCCUAUUACCAGUAUCUUUAGGUACUUCUUUCGCUGCAUUUCUCAUAGAAUCAAAGAAGAUGUCUACCCUGGAGUAUUGUCAAACUCUUCAUUUCAUUAUGAUUCCUGUUCUUUUAGUGUUUGCGCUGAAACUUACAAGAAUCCUUUGUAUUUGGGUCAGUUACGAUAAGUGGACCAGCCUCAUUUUGUUUGUGUUCAUGACGACUCAAAAAUCAGCUGUAAACUUAAAUUUGUUUGAUCUGUAUGCAGCAAUGAUGGCUGCCUGGGCCUGUCGCACUUUGUACGUAGAUUGGGAUAACAUGUUAUUUCCUUUGAACAAGCCCUGGGCAAGACAGGCUAGUUUGACUUGCAUUUUUGUAGAAAAAGUAGCGUUAAAUUUUCAAAGGUUAAAAAGUGCCCUUUGUGGCAAGUUUUCAAGCCUUAAAUUGAAACUCGUGGACUUCUCAGGUGAUAAAGAGUACUAUGCUUAUCAUCAUGUCUUCAUGAGAGAUCAUGCCAUCUAUUUUGUUGUUUUCAAUCUGGCAAACUUUGCAGAUAACAACUUUGCAAACACUGAAGCAAAAAUCCAAAGAAUAAAGUUCUGGUUGGAGUCAAUCUGUUGCAAGGUUGCAUCCAAGACACCAAUAUUUCUUGUGGGAACACACAGAGGACAAAUUGACAAAACCUCCCUAAAGACUGUGGACAAACAUCUGCAACAACAUUUAAUGCAAUCUUUCAGUAGAGAACUAGUGAAGAACAAGGAAGAUAAUUUUUGGUAUUUUCCCAUAGAAAACACUCUGGGGAGGAAAGACAAAGGGGUUCAAAACCUUCAAAAGCAAAUAAUGUCUACAGUUCAAGAACAAAAGACAGUCAUAGGCAGGAAAAUUCCAUACUCAUGGAUCAAAAUUCAAGAUGAGAUUAUUCACCUACGACACAAAAAGAAAAAAAAGUUUUUAGUGUCACUAAAGGAGUUUUCAGUUUCGUUUGAUGACUUCAUUUGCAGCAACUGGACCAAGGAAACUUUACAGUACUUUCAUGAGAAGGGACUUGUAAUUUAUUGCAAUGAUAGGGAAGACUCUGAAUUGUCAAAGUGUGUUUUGCUCAACCCUGCCAUUCUGGUAGACAUUAUCAUUCAGUUGAUUACUUCAUGUAGUGAUAAGGAAGUGAUUUCACAGCCUGGCUUUUGUGAUGACUUGAGAGUACUUCGUGAAACUGGAAUGCUCACAGAUACUCUGCUCAAUAACAUUCUGUCCACAGUGGCAGAGGAUAGAAAAGCACUCAAAGGUUUCUUGGAGGAAUAUGACAUCAUUUGCCCUCUACACUUUAACUUGACAAACAAGGAAGAAGCACAAGUGACUCACUUUGUUCCUUCACUAUUGCCAAUGGCUGAGACAGUGAAAACACCAGUGUGGAUUGAAGGUCCUGAUGACAAGAAGUGCUAUGUUGCCUUUCAUCGAUUUCUGCCGGAGCCCCUCUUCCCCUCUCUUUUGUCACAGGCACACCGUCUUAGUAAAGCAGAAUUUCCUCAGGGUCAGCCACUUAUAUGCAAAGAUGUUGGCAUGUUUUGGGUGAGACCCAGCCAACCAUACAGACUUUUACAGCUUAAGGAUGAAGAUAUGAUUGAAGUUACAUUUACUGACAGGUUUGUUUCUAAUGGAAAGUAAUAUUUAGUAGCGAAAGCAGUUUUCUGCACCCUUAAUGUACAUGUACAUGCACUGUAGGCUCGAUUUCUGUGGCUUUCUUUGGUCUGAUUAACUUCGUCCCCUAGAAGAGACUUGAUGAGGGAGGAGUGUGGAUUCAUUUCCUGAACUGCUGCUGGUAAUCCAGCCUAAAUGUACUGUGAUAUGAACAGUGAUAAUCUACAGCAUGUUCAACAAAACCAUCCCAAAUUCAUUAAACAAACAGUAAAUGGUCUUAAAAACAGGCAGCAGAAAGUUUUGAAACUGUACGUGGACAAGCUAGCUUAAUACUGACAGCCACCAGCAAUAUUUGUGGCUGUACUGUUGAGCGAUUAUUGAUAAAACCUCAGUGGAGACAAGAACUCUGCCAUUUUUUGCUCUAUACACAUUAUUAUUUCUAUACAUGAGAUCUCAGUGCUAAUUGAACUAAACAGAAAGAGCAAAAUCAAAUCAGCUCUACUGUAUUCGGUAAACAGCUUAGUACUAAAGAGCUUUUACUACUUUUUUUACUACAGCAGCUUCCGUAGUUCAAUUUACAUGAACUGCAUUUAAGUUAUUAACUAACCACCUUUUCAUGAAUUUCAAUUAACAGCGAAGGUCAAGGCAUGACACCCUCACAAGUAUUGGUCUACAUAUUCAGCAUUGUCAGCGGGAUCUGCAAGCGACACUUUCCUUAUGUCAAGUUUCACUGUGGUCCAUUGUGCCUCUCCAACAGGUGCCCUGGAUACCAAGGGGAUUCUAUAUCUCACCCUGGGCUGCAGCAAGUGUAUUCUCGGCGUCAUGUGUAUAACGUGUUGCCUGCACGCCAAGAAAAUACUAUUUCUUCAUUUUACUGUGCAAACCAGAACUUUGAAGAACAAAUGAAGGAAUGGGUAGUGCACUAG